Messenger RNA from Ordospora pajunii, 1428 nucleotides. RefSeq lists its product as uncharacterized. The record is from RefSeq and is a predicted model, not a curated record. Bases 1 to 1428 code for a protein of 475 amino acids. Gene Ontology annotation, molecular function: serine C-palmitoyltransferase activity; pyridoxal phosphate binding. NCBI's taxonomy places the organism in Eukaryota, Fungi, Microsporidia, Ordosporidae. Gene Ontology annotation, biological process: ceramide biosynthetic process; sphingosine biosynthetic process. The transcript has a single exon. Gene Ontology annotation, cellular component: serine palmitoyltransferase complex.
AUGGUCAAGGACAGAAUUCCAUUGCAUGUGAUGAUGCUUACGUAUGUGUCGUAUUUUGUUGUUAUUCUACUAGGAAAUGCUAGAGACACGUUUGGAAAGUUGUUUUUUCCUGGAUACUACCGAAAGUACAAGCAUGAUGAUGGCAUGCCGCCUCUGUACAGUAGCUUUGAGAGCUUUUUCAGUGGAAGACUGUUCCGCAGAAUCAGGGAUUGCUGGGAAAGGCCGAUUGCUGGCAUACCUGGCAGAAAGGUUAUGGUUAUAGAGCGUAUCUCUGUGGAUCACAAUGAGAGUUUCAAGCAUACGGGUAAGACGGUGGAGCUGCUUAACUUUGGAUCAUACAACUACCUUGGGUUCAGCAGCAAUCGCGGGCCUAUCACAGAAAAGGUAAUAGACACAUUGUAUAAGUAUCCUCUUGUGCUGUCUGCACCUUCGCGAGAGGUGGGAUGCUAUAGCAUCAUAACCGAGCUUGAGCAGGAAAUGGCGUCGUUUCUGUAUCAGGAGGAUUGCAUUGUGUUUUCUAUUGGAUAUGGAACAAACUCUGCAAACAUACCCGUGCUAUGCGAUGAGGAGACUCUUAUAUUGUCUGAUGAGCUCAACCAUGCAUCGCUCAUUACAGGCACAAGAAUCAGCAAGGGCACAGUAAGAGUGUUUGAGCACAACAACAUGCAGGACCUCGAGGAGAAGCUUGUGUUCAACAUUUCGCAGGGGCAGCCACUGACUCACAGGGCAUGGAAGAAGAUCGUGGUAAUUGUAGAAGGGAUAUACUCGAUGGAAGGCACAAUAGUCGACAUGAAGAAGCUUGUUGAGCUUAAGAAAAAAUACAAGUUCUACAUAUUUGUGGACGAGGCGCACUCAAUCGGUGCACUGGGCCGUACUGGGCGAGGCGUGUGUGAGUAUACUGGCGUAGACUUCAGAGAUAUCGAUGUUUUUAUGGGCACAUUCACCAAGUCAUUUGGAAGCAUGGGAGGAUACAUAGCAGGAUCGAAGAAGUUGGUGACAUGGCUGAGAUUCUACAGCGAUUUGUCCAUGCAUGGCGAUCAACUGCCGCCGUUUGCAUGCUCACAGGCUCUGGAAAGCUUGAGAUGCAUAAAGUACACUGAAGAAGGGAGGAACAAGAUUGAGAGACUCGGUGCGAAUACUGCUCUUAUGAGGAAAAUGCUUGUCAGCGAAGGAUUUUUCGUGCUUGGGGAUGAUGCAUCGCCUGUAAUACCUGUGCUGAUAGUUUACCCUGCAAAGAUAGGCGAGAUUUCCAGAAGAUGCAUGGCAGAGGGUAUUGCUGUUGUGGUGGUGGGAUAUCCAGCAACGCCGAUUCUUACAAGCCGGAUGAGGUUGUGUGCGUCUGCAUCUCACAGCACAGAGGAUGUGCAGAAUGCUAUGGAGGUUAUCAAUAGGAUAGGAGGGGAGCUUGGGAUGAAGAUGUGUAAGUGA